UAUCUAUAUAUAUUUAAUGAUAAUUCCAUUUUGAAAGGUAAAACAAGCGAGCUACCCAUUCAUCCUCCAUGUCUGCAUUACAAAAAUUUUCAAGGGGACCUUAACAAUGGCUUUUCAUCUUCUUCCCCCACCUGCCACCAAUCUAUUCUUCUAUUUCUUUACUUAAAUUCCAUUAUUCUUCUAGGUGCUUGUCCAGUUCACAUCCUUCUCCCACAUAUUCUCCCCCCACCAUUGAAGCAAAGCUAAAGCAGACUUCAAUUCUUCUCUUCCCACUUUCUUCUUUUUCUCUCUCUCUUUUUGCACUUUUUUUUUCUUUCUGGGUAUCUGUGAUUUGUGUUCUUUUUUGUUUUGUUCUUUUUUUUUUUGGGUUUAUAGAUUUUUGUGCUCUUCUUUGAGAUCUGCUUCAAAAUGGGUUUCUCCCUUGGUACUUGUUCUAUCCAAAGGGAGACCCCUCUUGAGUUAGAUCAUCACCAUUGUCGCUAUAAUGAGCUUAAGAUUAAAACCCUUUUGAGAAAAAUGAUUUGGGAACUUGGGUUCGCGUGUAUUCUUCCUCCUGCUCGUUUUCGCCGCAAAAAUCAGGGUAUUCAAGAUGAAGAACACCCAAAUGUGGAGGGGCAAAACAAGAAUCUAGAGCAUAAUAAAGCUUGGUUGCUUGCGGAGUCCGGUGCUGGUGGUGGGGAAUUGUUAAAUACUGAUCCACAAUCGGUUCAUUCGUCUUUCCGGUUCAGUUUUUGCUCUCAGGUUGAACUUGAAACCAUGAACAUCGGCUCUUCAACCACUGCAGCAACUGUUUUAAUGGUGAAUUUGGAUAAUGGUAUGAUGGCUGAAGCUCUCACCAAAGAAUUGAAAUGGCGGAGGAUUGAGUCUCUAGAAAAGAGCAUUUCCCCUGUGGCUCAUACUUUGAUUAGAUUCAGAUAUCGCGAAAUUCUUUCUGCAACCCGCAAUUUCUCAAAAGGCAGAGUUUUGGGAAGAGGGGCCUUAAGCUGUGUCUUCAGAGGAAGGGUUGGGUUUUUGAGAACCGCUGUGGCAAUCAAACGUUUAGACAAGGAAGAUAAAGAAUCUGCAAAGGCAUUCUGUAGAGAAUUAAUGAUUGCUAGCUCUCUUCAUAACCCAAAUAUAGUUCCUCUUGUUGGGUUUUGCAUAGAUCCAGAAGAGGGUCUGUUUUUGGUUUAUAAAUAUGUUUCUGGUGGAAGUUUAGAAAGGCAUUUGCAUGAGAAGAAGAGGGGAAUGAAGGGUCGUUUUUCUCUUCCCUGGUCAGUAAGAUUCAAGAUUGCUCUUGGAAUUGCUGAGGCUGUGGCUUAUCUUCACAAUGGGACUGAAAGAUGUGUUGUUCAUAGAGACAUCAAGCCUUCAAAUAUUCUUCUUACAUCCAAGAAAAUGCCAAAGUUAUGUGAUUUCGGGUUAGCAACAUGGACUGCUGCUCCAUCUGUGCCUUUCCUUUGCAAAACUGUCAAAGGAACAUUUGGUUACCUAGCUCCUGAAUAUUUCCAACAUGGGAAGGUAUCAGAUAAAACAGAUGUCUAUGCUGUAGGAGUUGUGUUAUUGGAACUCAUAACAGGCAGGAAGCCGUUCGAAGCAAGGGCACAUGGAGAGGAGAACUUGGUUUUAUGGGCAAAGCCACUGUUGCAGAAAGGGAAAGGGGCGAUUACGGAGCUGCUUGAUCCACAGGUGACAUGUACGACAAAGAAUUCAAAUCAAAUAGUUCAAAUGAUCGAAGCUGCUGCUGCUUGCAUUACUGGUGAAGAAUCACGCAGGCCGGGGAUAUUAGAGAUCAUUGCUAUAUUGAAAGGGGAAGAAAAGGCGCCUCUGCCCUCCAGAUCAAAGAGGUACAGCUUCUUAGGACAUGGAUGUGUCACUGAUUGUUAUUCACAGUUUCAAAAUACAAACAGCGAGAUGACGGGUCAUUUAGCGUUGGCCAUGUCUGGACUACCCGAAUUUGAAGAUGACGAUUACCUUUUCUGUCGUUGAAAAAAUUACAAUACAAAAACAUUGCAUGACCAACUGAAAUAAGGAGAGAUUUUUUUCUCAUUUUGCUUGCUUUUGUACAUCUCUUUAGCUGAAUUAUUGACGUUAGAGUAUGGGAAGGAAAAAAAAAAGAGAGAGAGAGAGGUGAAACUGUAAAUAGGAUCAUUUUGUAUAGAUCUUCGAUGUACUUUUCCCCAUUUUCCAUGGAGGAAAUGUAAUUAAUUUUCAUUUGAAACUUCAGUGUCUUUUCA
Molecule: messenger RNA, 2216 nt
Organism: Cucumis sativus (cucumber)
Lineage: Eukaryota; Viridiplantae; Streptophyta; Magnoliopsida; Cucurbitales; Cucurbitaceae
Product: probable serine/threonine-protein kinase PBL7
Exons: 6
Coding region: 409-1968 (519 amino acids)
Biological process (GO): protein phosphorylation
Molecular function (GO): protein kinase activity; ATP binding
Source: RefSeq, a predicted model, not a curated record